CUCUCUUUUUUAUCUUCCCUCUAUUGGCUCUGCCUUCCUUCUCCGGGGAAGACAUGUCGGGUGACGUGGGAGUAUGCUACGGGCAGCUGGGCAACAACCUCUUGAACCCGACCCAAUCCAUAGAUCUCAUCCGCCACAAACUCCACGCGAAACGGGUCAAGUUAUACGACGCCAAUCCAGCCAUCCUUGACGCGUUACGAAACACCAACAUCCAGGUUUCGGUCAUGGUCCCGAACGAGCUCAUACCCGCCAUCUCCACCCACCAAUCCGAAGCCGACAAGUGGGUCCAGACCCACGUGGUCCCCUACUACAACGAGACAAUGAUCCGUUACCUACUCGUAGGGAACGAGGUCCUCAGCAACAAACCCGACUCCACGUGGACCCGCCUCGUUCCCGCCAUGCACAAAAUCCGGCGGUCCGUUAAGAGUUUCAAACUGAAUAAGAUCAAAGUGGGGACGCCGUUGGCCAUGGACAUGUUGGAGUCGUCUUUUCCGCCUUCCAAUGGGACCUUCCGUGGGGACCUCGUUGACGCCGUUAUCAAACCGUUAUUAGACUUCCUGAGAAAGUCAAGGUCUUUCUUCUUUAUCGACGUGUACACUUAUUUCGCUUGGAAGGGUCAACCGGACGGAACCAUCCCGCUGGACCGGGCUCUGUUACAGCCCACGAACCGUGAGCCGUACGUGGAUCCGGAUUCGGGUCUGAAGUAUACCCAUUUGCUGGACCAGAUGAUAGACGCCGUUUUUUCGGCGAUGAAGAGAGCCGGGUACCCGGACGUCCGGAUCUUCGUCGCGGAAACGGGUUGGCCCAGUUCGGGCGGACCCGGCGCGACAAUUUGCAACGCCGCCGUUUACAACCGGAACGCGGUGAAGAAGUUCGCCGGGAAGGCGGGGACGCCGGCGAGACCGGGGGUUUUGAUACCCGCGUUCGUAUUCGCUCUGUACAACGAGAACCAUAAACCGGGCGAGGAGACGGAGAGGAAUUUCGGGCUGUUUUACCCGACCGGGUCGAGCGUGUACGACAUCGACCUGUCCGGGAAAACGGAGUACACGGCGCCGCUAGAGGCCGAGACGUGCGGCGGGGGGAAGCGGUGGUGCGUGGUGGCGAACGGCGCCGACCCUGCGGCGGUGGCCGGUGCUCUGAGUUACGCUUGCGGGCAGGGUGAUGGGAUCUGCGGCCCGAUCCAAAAGGGCAGAGAGUGUUACAAGGCGGAGGAUCUGAAUCAUGACGCGAACUACGCAUUCAGUUCGUACUGGGCACAGUUCCGGAGCUCAAAUGGGACCUGUGACUUCAAUGGCGUCGCUGUUGUCACCGCCACCGAUCCAAGUUAUGAUAAAUGCAUGUUUCCAAGUGUUGAAAUUUGAAGAUCAAAAGACCCAUUACACGAAAACACCAACAAAGUUACACAGAGUAAGCUUGUGAUCCAUUUUCUUCUUCAUCUUCAGACUGGAGAAAGAAGCAUACAUAUGCAUAAUCCAACGCUGGCUCUUUUUCUAACUUUCUUGAAAUUAAUUACAGUGAUUAUUAUUCGUAUAUUAAUUAGUGGUUAUUGU
Molecule: messenger RNA, 1550 nt
Organism: Cuscuta campestris
Lineage: Eukaryota; Viridiplantae; Streptophyta; Magnoliopsida; Solanales; Convolvulaceae
Source: the annotation of a GenBank genome assembly